Aspergillus sclerotioniger CBS 115572 is the source of this 2063-nucleotide messenger RNA. RefSeq lists its product as uncharacterized. The coding region runs from base 329 to 1990 and encodes 553 amino acids. The record is from RefSeq and is a predicted model, not a curated record. NCBI's taxonomy places the organism in Eukaryota, Fungi, Ascomycota, Eurotiomycetes, Eurotiales, Aspergillaceae. The transcript is spliced from 2 exons.
UCCGUAACACGAUCGUUCAGCAAGUUACUUUGCAGUAUUCUGCCGCCACCUUUUUAUAUGUUCUUGAAGAGAUUCGCGGAUACUCGUUUUUAGCAGAUUGGGGGGACGGCCGUUUGGCCGUCACACAGCACGAGGGAGGAGGAUAUUGAGGAUAAAGCGGGCUACGGAAGCAGUUAAUCAAAGACCAUCUAUUGUGAAGGAAAAGUGAACGUUGUUGGUACAGAAUUUAGCCCGUGUUUAUCGGGAGCGGUCAGCUUGCAGGUCUCUUUCUUUCUGACGUUCUUGUGUUUCGCCACCAUCCGCUGUCUCUCGUUUUGAUCGUCUGGAUAUGGAUGCCCAGUAUCCUUUUGCCUCCCGCGACGAUAUCUGGCGCGUUUUUGAAGAGCUCAAGGAGCUUCACGCCACGCAAUUUGAACAGGCGGAGCGGAUCGCGAGACUAGAGCGGCGAAGGGACGAGGAUGCAAGGUUGAGAAGUGUUUGGGGUCCUUUGUCGCCUUUUCCUAGCUCCGUUGGGGGCACAGUACCCACAGAGCCGGUCUUCCAUACCCCCACGGACGCUUUCAAAGGAUUCGAUCAGGGACACCAUCACGGGGUUGUCACUACAAUGGGUCUCGACAAUGAAGAUGAGCCGCGACGGGGCGCUUCUCGGGCGAAUAGCGUUCGGUUCGAUGAGAGCGCUAUUCACGGGUACUACGGGCAGGCCAGUCGAUCCAACAGUGAGCUGCCGCUGCGGACAGGGAGUGGGUUCGGGAGCCAUCCCCUGACGGAGCGGUCUUUGUCCCAUCGGUCUGAUGGCAGACAAAGCUCCUCCGGACAUUCGCACCACUCGGCUCGUACCAACAGUCUGGGUUUUGAAACAACUAGCAGGAUGAUGAGCUCGGUCGGAUCUCCUCUAAUUCCUCCGCCCGGACUGUUCCUUCUUGGCCCAGUGCCGUGCAUCAUCCGGUGCUGGCUGACAACCAACUUUUCGAACGACUCUCUGCUCUACGCUGCUGUCUGCUCGGGCUCUUAUGCCUCAUCUUUGGGAUACCGGAUGGUCCAGACGCUCGGUCUGGCGGAUCAGGUUCUGGACGAAGGGGAUCUGCAGUACAUCAAACUCUCCAUCUACCUUCCCGAAGCUAGUGUGCACCAGGCCUCUUCCCGGUCUAGUAGCCCUGAGCCUCAGGUCCCUACUUUGACCAUCCGUUUUUUGGUUCGCGAGAUCGACCCCAGCGACAAUUCGAUCCAGAUUGUCCUGGGCAGCGAUGUGCUCCGCUCCCACAAUGCUGACGUCCUGUUUUCACAGGACAAGAUCAUCAUGGUUGACGAUGAAAGGAACAAGGUCUCUAUUCCCCUGGUUCGCCCCGAGGAUGAUUCGGUCUUUAAGUCUCUGUCCACGAUGUCGGAUGCCACCCGCAUCGGACGGAAGACGCGCUCUGUUCAAGAGGACAUUCAGGCGGACACGAACGGCCAUGCGACGUUCGGAGUGAUUGGACGUCCUGUCAGUCUUUCUCGCCGGGCUACCUCCACGUCUGCGUCUGCGAGGGAAUCUCUUGCGGAAUCUGAGGAGAGUCGAAAGGCCCGCCCAGAUACCCAAGAGUCGUCCACGGACACCGACACCCAGAAGGAGCCGAAGUCUGGCGUAGAAACCGACGCUUAUGCUAAUGGCCCGGCACGGGUGGAGGCAGCUGGCGUCUGGGGUUCGUGGAAACGCGAUUCCAAGUCAGACCUGAACGCUUCCACGGCAGGCAAGGCGUCUCGUGGCCGUACUAUGAAAGUACUACGGCCCACGAAGACCUCUACUCGCGCCGCACCGGCCACGACCGUGUCCAGCAGCUCCGGAGCCGACUACGCAGGAACUUCGGUGUCGCAGCCGGCUUCGACGCGUGCAUCGCCCGACGGGACACGGACGAGCAAGCAGUGGCCUAGCAAUCCGGUUGGAGGAGCGUCUGCAUUUGGAUGGCUCAAUACGACCCAGCCAGCCGGGCGUGCAGCGAUGACCCCUAAAUGAAAUAGAUUAGGGCGAAGCGAUUUUGUUUGUAGCUGGCCACGCUUGUCUAGUUGGUGAACAAUAACACAGAUAG